AUGCCAGAAGGGAGCCGAGGAAGAAGUCCUUUCCUGUCCGCGGGUUCCGUAGCACGGUUAGCCAGCUGUCUGACCGAGCGGCAACAUGUUCCGAGCCGUGUUCCGACUGUCAGCCUCCGGGGUGCGAACUGUGGCUCGGUCCCGGCCUUGUUACUCAGCUCCUUUGGCCUCCAGGUGCUACUCCCAUGGCAAGGUGGAGACAGACGAGGAGUUUGAUGCCCGCUGGGUCACUUAUUUCAACAAGCCAGACAUAGAUGCAUGGGAACUGAAGAAAGGCAUGAAUACUCUGAUUGGGUAUGACCUGGUACCUGAGGCCAAGAUCCUGGACUCGGCACUGAGGGCUUGUCGGAGACUGAAUGACCUGGCCAGCGCCAUCCGUAUCCUAGAGGCUAUCAAGGACAAAGCUGGCCCCCACAAAGACAUCUAUCCAUACCUGAUCCAAGAGUUGAAGCCCACCCUGACAGAACUCGGCAUCUCAACACCAGAGGAGCUUGGCAUUGACAAGAUCUAGACUGCCAAGGUCAUUUGAUGUAUAAAGAGGAGAAUCCCUGCUCUUCAGAUUCUCUGCUUUCCCAGUGUCUCUACUCUUGACUGAAUCCAUGUUGUCCUGUUGUGUAUAAAAUGGUGGACUUAAUAAAGAAAAGCAAUAACUGAU
Messenger RNA from Myripristis murdjan (pinecone soldierfish), 655 nucleotides. It is a transcript of the gene cox5ab, whose product is annotated as cytochrome c oxidase subunit 5Ab. Gene Ontology annotation, biological process: mitochondrial electron transport, cytochrome c to oxygen. Gene Ontology annotation, cellular component: respiratory chain complex IV; mitochondrial inner membrane. The transcript is spliced from 5 exons. NCBI's taxonomy places the organism in Eukaryota, Metazoa, Chordata, Actinopteri, Holocentriformes, Holocentridae. The record is from RefSeq and is a predicted model, not a curated record. The coding region runs from base 86 to 511 and encodes 141 amino acids.